Callorhinchus milii (elephant shark) is the source of this 1920-nucleotide messenger RNA. Its product is annotated as neuropeptides capa receptor-like. NCBI's taxonomy places the organism in Eukaryota, Metazoa, Chordata, Chondrichthyes, Chimaeriformes, Callorhinchidae. The transcript has 2 exons. The coding region runs from base 237 to 1148 and encodes 303 amino acids. Gene Ontology annotation, cellular component: membrane. Gene Ontology annotation, molecular function: G protein-coupled receptor activity. Gene Ontology annotation, biological process: G protein-coupled receptor signaling pathway. The record is from RefSeq and is a predicted model, not a curated record.
GUCGGCUCGCUACGACGCGUGUUGCAAUGGUGACCGUAGGCACAGUCCAAGAAGAAUAUCUUGAGUUCUGAUCUGACGGUCGCUCAAAAGGGCGUGAGAUGGAGUUAUUGAGGGUCCAGUGUUUCAGAACUCAUUGGCUGUCAGAAUGUCUGGAGGUGGGGGAAUGCUGAGCAGAUGAGCGAAUCAGAGGCUGGAUAUGCUAGGUCUGUCAGUAGGUUGAGAGAGGGAGAGACGCCAUGACAAGGAAUGGGAAUCUGUUGGCCAUUGUGGUCCUGUCCCGGGGAAAGUGUGGGCUCGCAAAAGGUAUCACCCUCUACCUGGUGGCCAUGGCAGUGGCCGAUCUCCUUUUCGCCUUCAACGAUGUGGUUUUGAACGCAAUCCAUUCUCUUUAUUUCGAUUACACAUUUCUGGACAUCACUCCCGUGUGUUCACUCAGAUUGGUGCUGAAGUCGGCGGUGACAGACAUGUCAGUCUGGUUCACAGUGGCUUUCACCUUUGAUCGCCUGGUCGCCAUCUGUUGUGCGAAACUGCAAACAAGUUAUUGCAGCGAGAGAACAGCAGCCGUGGUUGUAGGAGUGAUAUCUUCUCUGAGCUGUUUCAUCAGCAUUCCCUGGUACUUUAUAUUUGAGCCCAGUGAGAUACUGAACAAUGUGCCUUGGUAUUGCCAGUACAAAGAGGCUUACUACACCUCUGCCACAUGGAUUGUAUAUCAUUGGUUUGACACAAUAAUAACCCCGUUUGUUCCAUUCUUUCUGAUUUUGCUGAUGAACGUGGUGAUAGUCAGACACAUUUUAGCCGCCAACAGAAUCCGCAGAAAUCUCCUGCACCAGAAAAGUAAUAGUGGCAACGAUGCAGAGAUGGAGAAUCGAAGAAAAUCCAUCAUCCUACUCUUCGCCAUAUCCGGCAGCUUCAUCGUGUUAUGGCUGAUGUAUGUUUUAGAUUUCAUAUUAUCACGAACGUUAGACAAAUAUUUCUACCAAAGUUACAGAGACCCAGUGUAUGUUGUCCAACAUGUGACAGACAUGCUUAAGGUUUUAAGUUGCUGCACAAACACCGUCAUUUACGCUUUAACACAAUCUAAGUUCAGAAAGGAUGUCAAAUAUCUCGUGAUCUAUCCGUUUAAACACAUAUUUAAACUAUUUAAGUAAAGGUAAAUGUGUGCCACUCGUUGUAAUAUUUGAAACGUUGACAACGAAUCAUAAUUUAAUGAGGCAACUGAUAGCCUGACUUUGAUUUCAAGUGGUGCGCUGCAAUAAAAUUAAUCCUUGUAAUCGAUGUAGAGCAUUACUACGCCAUCUGAAAGGGUUUCACGGAAUAUACUGUCAAUUAAGUUGCAGUUAACGGCUGAAUGGGGCUCCAUGAUUUUGGAGGUGUCCUUGUUGCUCUGUGAACGUUCCUCCAGAUACUUUGAUAUUUUCAUUAUUUUAUUCCAGAUUCCGUUGAAACUAAGCUCACCCAAAGUCAACAAGCAGCAAUUACGUGUUGCUGCUUAACUCGAAAAUUAUUUUAAACAUUGCCUAAAACUUGCCUAAUCAAAACCUAUUUGAAUAAUCUACUCAAUAAUUUUUUUAUUCAGGGUUUUGCCCGUGAAGAUUUUGAUUAGGCAAGUUGAACUAACGGCCAAAGUCAUAUAUUAAGAAGGUUGGAAAUGUAAAAGAGAGAGAGGGCAAGAGAUGUGGAUCAGUGGUGAAAGAGCCAUAGAUGUGUCGUUUAUGCAGGGUUAUUGGGUGAGGAGGUGAUCGAGGUGAGCUUCAGAAGCAUAAGAAUUCAAUCAUGUAUCGGUCUUUGGUUAAUUUUGAAGGGAAAAACGUCAAGUGUUCUCUUCAGGUUGGUAUUUUUUAGACAUUGUCAGAGUCUUCGAGAGUUGUAGCAAAUUAUGUGGCAAAUAAACAUUGGAAUUUUAUUCUGUAAAAUACUUGG